GGCUGCAGUCUGCCACCGCACACUCCAGCUCAUGGGUGCCACACCCGAGACGUGGGUGGGUCACCUCUCCACGUGCCUGCAUGGCGGUCCUUUCGAGGCCUGGGAGGAUUUCUAUGCCUACUCCCUUCGUGAGGAUCGGACUCCGACCUUCGUGGAUUUCCAGGUGUUCCUCGAGGAUCGCUUCGGAGCCCGAUACGACGUGACUGACGCCUUCGUGCGUGUCGUCACUACACGCUGGUCCGACUUUGGUGGCGCUGCUGGCCUGGAUCGCCACAUCCAGGUCUUUCAGGACGCCCGCCUCGUUUGCGACGUGGCGUUCCUCCCCGAGGCUGCCCUUAUCGAUCGUUUCUUGGUCAGCCUUCCGCUCGAGUACCGCUCCGAGCUAUGGCGGUACGAGUUCACAUCGGCCCCACAGGCUUACGAGGCCGCCAGGGACCAUCAGCGGAUGCGAACCCGUCUUCACCCCGCCUCCUCCUCCCAACCCCAGCGCACGGGCUACGCCUCCUCCUCCUCUCACGGCACUUCCCAGCGCCGUUCCCUGUUCCGCGGUCGCCCCCGCCGUUCCACGCAGCAGGGCCGCCACUUCUCGCGCCGCUUCAACGCGCUGGAGUAUGCCACGGUGCAGUGUACACCUGCGCCCUCCUCAGUAGUGGGCUUCCCGACAUCUCUGUCGCGGUUCGCCCCUCUCGCUACUGGAGUUGAGGUAUCGCAGGACUCGACAGAGUGUUCUCAGCCCUCUGUCGCAGUACCGUCUGCGCCUCCGCAGACCACCGUCUCCCCUCCUUCCCCGCCGCGACUACCGACGCGUCGAGCCAUUCGCUCAGCCCGUUGCAGCGAGCAGCUUGCUACUCGCAAGGACGUUGUGUCCUCUCUUCUGGACUUGAGCAUGCUCCAGGCUCGUCAGGAGCGACUCACCCUGCAUGUCGAUGCACUGCGUCGCCUUCUCGCCAUCCUCUCUGACCCUGAUCGCACCCUCCCGAUCAUCCCCGUACGACUUGGGACCUCCACGAGGGUGUACUCAGCGUUGUGGGAUUCCGGUUCUCAGGGCGACUUCAUUCACCCACGUGUGGUGAAGGAAGCCCGCUUACCCAUGACAGGGUCUCCGACUCCCAUCUCCGUUACUCUAGGGGAUGACAAGACUCAGCGCUUCUUCGAUCAGACGGUCACCGACCUCCCCUUCUUCCUCACUCUCGAGCCAAUUGAUCGUUCCCCGACGUCUCGUCGCCACCGCUCCUCUGCACAUUUCAAUGUGAUGGAGACGGGGUACGACUUCAUUCUCGGCACUCCGUGGUCUCGUCGGUUCCGCAGCACCGAGGCCGAUUGGGCGACCAACACUCUCGUUCUCAAAACGAAGUGUGGAGAGACGUAUCGCGUACCUUUCAUAGGUACCACGGCGACACCACGCCCCGAUCCUCCUCCCCCGGAGCCUUCAGUGCCCACACCAUCUCCCUCUAUCACUGUCACCUCGCCUCGGYAGUUCRCUCACUUCAUUCRACAGGACGACGUCRCCUUCUUUAUGGUGGACGUGACGGAUCUCUUACACUAUGAUCCACCCUGUCCCGACGCCGAGCUCAUCCCUCUGGAGCCAUAUCCUCCCUCUAUCUCCAUGGCUCCCAUCUCUACUGACGAGCCCUCUAUUGACUAUUCUUCUACCAUCGCCGAGGACGGCACUAUCGAGUCUCGCUUAGGUGAUUGUCCGAUAGCCUUCUACUCCCGUCAGCUCCUGCCCACCGAGAUAAACUACACUGCUGAUGAACGUGAGCUACGUGUCCGAGCAGUAGCAGAGUUCCAUGACCAGGCAGCCGCCGGUCAUAUGGGCUUCCACAAGACGUUGGCUCGUGUGAGCCGCCUGUACGUCUGGCCGAAGCGCAAGGACUUUGUGAAGGACUACGUCGCAGAGUAUCCCACCUGUCAGGAGAUGAACAGUGCGAACCACCUACCUUAUGGUUUGCUCCAGCCUCUUCCUAUCCCUGAGGGUCGUUGGCAGUCCAUCUCGAUGGACUGUAUCGGUCCUCUUCGACCUCCGACCCCCCACGGUCAUGAUGCUAUUCUGGUCGUUGUCGACCGCUUCACAAAGCGUGCACGCUUUGUUCCGUGCCGCUAUGCCAUCAGUGCACGUGAGGUCGCCGGCAUCGUAUUUGACCGAGUUGUGCGUGACCACGGCUUACCUCUGAGCAUCAUAUCUGACCGUGAUCCGCGCUUUACCAGCCAAUUCUGGCGACGGCUCCGCGAGGUGUACGGCACUCAGCUCCGCUUCUCGUCGUCUUACCAUCCUCAGACUGAUGGUCAGACCGAGAUCACGAACAGGACUUUCGGAGAUACUCUCCGAAUGAUUGUUCGUGACGACCAGCAGUGGGACCUCCAUCUUGCCCACGCGGAGAUAGCCUACAACCACGCCGUCUCGCCAGCCACGGGGAUGUCAUCUUACUAUUGCGACCUCGGCUAUCACCCUCGUGUUCCCGCAGACUUUCUUCGACCGUCACAGAUGCACACCGACACGAGUUGUCCCCCGCUGGAUGAUUGGGUUGCACACAUGACGUCGAUCAUGAAGACCGCACAUGAGCACAUAGCCGCUUCCCAGACUCGCAUGGCAGCACGUGCGAACCGAUCGAGGAUGGACCAUCCAGUCAAAGUCGGUGAAGAUGUGCUUAUUGACACCCGCCACUUACAGAUCGAAGCGGACACGCUUCGCAAGUUUCGGCGUCGCUUCUUUGGCCCAUGCCGCAUCCUCCAGGCCGUCGGUUCUGAUACGACAUCUAGCCCGGUCAACUUUCGUGUGAAGUUGCCCAACUACCUACGCCAGGCUCGUGUGCAUCAUGUCUACCACGUCUCGUUACUACGUCCUUACCGCAGACCGUCUGAGCGUUUCACUGGACGACCAUACGAGCGCCCUCCACCCCUCAUGGUGGACGACCACGAGGAGUUCCUCGUUUCAGACAUCAUUGGUCGCCGAGUCACCGACGACAACCCUCCCCACGUCGAGUAUCUCGUACGUUGGAAGGGUUACCCUGAUGAGGAGGCUACCUGGGAGCCCCUCGAGCACUUGCAGCACGCUCGCAUGUUGCGGAGCACCACACCUGGUGGGUCCGCUACACAACCUCCCGUACUUUGAUGAUCAAGAUAAUAACCCUGACACGUAUUUCUCUCACAAUGUUGUUGAUGAUGGCGAUAACAUUUGUGCUGCUAAUGAAAAGCAUGAUGAGCC
Messenger RNA from Chara braunii, 3205 nucleotides. The record is from the annotation of a GenBank genome assembly. NCBI's taxonomy places the organism in Eukaryota, Viridiplantae, Streptophyta, Charophyceae, Charales, Characeae.